AGCAACGAGUUCGCCGAGCCGUUCAUGGCCCCGCUCCCGGCCCGGCCGGUCCCUUCCCUCUCCUCCGUGCGCUGCCGCCCGGCGUCCUCCCGGAAAUUCUUGGCUUUCCCUUCCGGGAAGCCUCUCCGGGGCUGGCGGCGGAUUCUCACUUAUUUUACCUAAGUUAAGUGAUGGAACCAUACACUAAAGAAAAAAAAUCAUCCUUGGGUCUUUGGUGUUCAUGUUUGUGUGAAAGAAUCUAGCAUGUUCCAAGAAAAGGCGUCAGCAAAUUGCUUAAAUAUACUACCAACAUCUACUGAAGAUGGUGCUUUCCAAAAAAAAGGCCAUAGUGCUCGAGUCCUUAGCCCAGAAGAAGUGGAAAAACUGGCAAAAGAUCAGGUUUUGGUGUCUGAGUUCAAACAACUAAAACUGGAGAAAGAGGCACAGAAGAACUGGGAUCUAUUUUACAAAAGAAACAGCACCAACUUCUUCAAAGACAGACAUUGGACAACCAGAGAGUUUCAAGAGUUAAAGGCGUGUCGUGAGUUUGCAGAUCAAAAACUGACCAUUCUGGAAGCAGGCUGUGGGGUUGGGAACUGCUUGUUUCCACUCUUAGAAGAAGAUAAGAAUAUUUUUGCAUAUGCCUGUGACUUCUCUCCUAGAGCUGUUGACUAUGUGAAGAAAAAUGCCUUAUAUAGUACUGAAAGAUGUAAAGUGUUCCAGUGUGAUCUUACCAAAGAUGAUCUUCUAGACAAUAUACCAGCAGAUUCCGUGGAUGUUGUCACAUUGAUAUUUGUGCUUUCUGCCAUUCAUCCUGACAAAAUGCAUCUUGUCCUGAGGAACAUUUACAAGGUAUUAAAACCAGGCAAGUGUGUCCUGUUCCGAGACUAUGGCCUCUAUGAUCAUGCAAUGCUCAGGUUUAAAUCAGGCAGCAAACUUGGGGAAAACUUUUAUGUCAGACAAGAUGGGACACGGUCGUAUUUUUUUACUGAAGAGUUCUUAUCUCAGCUUUUCAAGGCUGAGGGAUAUGAGCAAGUGGUCAAUGAAUAUGUGCAGCGAGAAACUGUGAAUAGGAAAGAAGACUUGCGUGUUCCAAGAGUUUUUCUUCAAAGCAAGUUUCGAAAGCCUUUCAGGGAGACAUAAGUUCAUUGCUUGUUUGAAAUGGAAACUAGCACAUCAGCUGUGUGCUCAUCUUUCUGGUGAACCAAAAAAGUUGGCAUCCAGUACCUCUUGUUGGUUUCCAUUCUAGGAUACAAAAUAUGAAUUCUAUUUCUAAUUCAAUUUUAAGACAGUUUAGUGAUGCAGGCAACCUGUUGAGCAUCUGUAUUCCUGCUUCUAAAAUAAAACCUGUGCCACAUUGUUGGAGGAACAGGUAAAGCAUAUAAAUAAACUUCCAUUUUUAUUAAAAACUAUUUUUAAAUAA
Molecule: messenger RNA, 1402 nt
Organism: Haemorhous mexicanus (house finch)
Lineage: Eukaryota; Metazoa; Chordata; Aves; Passeriformes; Fringillidae
Gene: METTL6
Product: methyltransferase 6, tRNA N3-cytidine
Exons: 6
Coding region: 244-1122 (292 amino acids)
Source: RefSeq, a predicted model, not a curated record